This is a messenger RNA of Xenopus laevis (African clawed frog), 2340 nucleotides long. RefSeq names its product poly(A) binding protein, cytoplasmic 1-like L homeolog (gene pabpc1l.L). Gene Ontology annotation, cellular component: cytoplasm. Gene Ontology annotation, molecular function: eukaryotic initiation factor 4G binding; nucleic acid binding; RNA binding. Lineage: Eukaryota; Metazoa; Chordata; Amphibia; Anura; Pipidae. The record is from RefSeq and is a predicted model, not a curated record. The coding region runs from base 175 to 2064 and encodes 629 amino acids. The transcript is spliced from 15 exons. Gene Ontology annotation, biological process: mRNA stabilization; negative regulation of nuclear-transcribed mRNA poly(A) tail shortening.
GCCCGGACAGUCUAUAUAAGCAGCAGGCCCCGCCCACCGACUCUCAGUGCCCUAUACGGCUUUAGCGUGCUGUAGGUCCGGCUCCUACAGAAGGAGGCGGAGGAGUGAAGCGCGAGAGCCGCGGAGGUAUCAGGCGUGAGGGCUGCGGCGUAGAGAUCCAUUACGCUGGCAAACAUGAACGCAACCAGAGCCGAAUACCCGCUGGCAUCUCUUUAUAUAGGGGACCUCCACCCCGACGUGACGGAAGCGAUGCUGUAUGAGAAGUUUUCUCCAGCGGGGCCCAUCAUGUCUAUAAGAGUGUGUCGAGAUAUUGCUACUCGCCGGUCCCUUGGCUAUGCCUACAUUAAUUUCCAGCAGCCGGCUGAUGCUGAGCGGGCCUUGGAUACAAUGAAUUUUGAGGUUAUUAAAGGCAGGCCGAUCCGAAUCAUGUGGUCCCAGAGAGAUCCAGGCCUUCGAAAAUCGGGUGUAGGGAAUGUAUUUAUUAAAAAUUUAGACGACUCCAUCGACAACAAGGCCCUCUAUGACACUUUCUCAGCGUUUGGAGAUAUUUUAUCUUGUAAGGUGGUUUGCGAUGAAUACGGAUCUCGAGGUUAUGGUUUCGUACAUUUUGAGACCCAAGAAGCUGCCAAUCGAGCGAUUCAGACUAUGAAUGGGAUGUUGCUCAACGACCGCAAAGUGUUUGUGGGCCAUUUUAAAUCACGGAGGGAAAGAGAAUUAGAAUAUGGGGCAAAAGUCAUGGAAUUUACCAACGUGUACAUCAAGAACUUCGGGGAGGAUAUGGACGAUAAAAGACUUAAAGAAAUAUUUUCUGCCUUUGGAAAUACGUUAAGCGUUAAAGUAAUGAUGGAUAAUAGUGGUCGAUCCCGGGGUUUUGGUUUUGUUAAUUAUGGAAAUCACGAAGAAGCACAAAAAGCAGUUACUGAGAUGAACGGUAAAGAAGUAAACGGUCGAAUGGUUUACGUAGGCAGAGCUCAGAAGAGGAUAGAACGGCAGGGCGAGUUAAAACGCAAGUUCGAACAAAUCAAGCAAGAACGAAUCAACCGGUAUCAGGGUGUUAAUUUGUAUGUUAAAAACCUGGACGAUGGUAUCGAUGAUGACCGGCUCAGAAAGGAGUUCUCGCCGUAUGGUACCAUUACCAGUACAAAGGUAAUGACUGAAGGAGGCCAUAGUAAAGGCUUUGGUUUUGUUUGCUUCUCCUCCCCAGAAGAAGCCACUAAAGCCGUCACAGAAAUGAACGGGAGGAUAGUCAGUACGAAGCCUCUAUAUGUUGCACUUGCACAAAGGAAGGAAGAACGGAAGGCAAUUCUAACCAAUCAGUACAUGCAGAGGCUAGCCACUAUGAGGGCCAUGCCUGGUCCUCUCCUUGGGUCCUUCCAGCAACCUGCUAAUUAUUUCUUGCCUACAAUGCCACAGCCUUCAAACAGAGCAUUUUAUAGUCCAAAUCCUGUUGCUUCUGUUCGUCCAGCUCCUCAGUGGGCUUCCCACCAGUCCAGGCCUCCACAGUAUCAACCACCAGCCCCAUUAAUGAGGGCGGUGCCACCAAGAAGGAUGCAUUCAAAUAUCAGUACAAUGAAGCAGGCAUCAACACAAGUACCCAGGGUGCCUCUACAGAGUCAAAGAGUAGCAAACAUUGGCACUCAAACAGCUGGAGCUCGGGCCCAAGUAAACGCGUCCAUAAUGCGCGCAAUGCCACAUUACAAGUAUUCCUGCGGCGUGAGGAACGUGCAGCCUAUAGGAAGCUCCGCUCAUCUGCAACAGGUACUGGAACCUGCAGUUCUGAUGCAAGGCCAAGAACCGCUAACUGCAUCUCUGCUUGCAGCUGCCCCACUGCAGGAACAGAAACAAAUACUCGGGGAACGUAUUUACCCGUUAAUACAUGAAAUGCAUCCGACGUUAGCCGGAAAGAUAACAGGAAUGCUGCUGGAAAUUGAUAACUCUGAGCUACUGCAUAUGCUGGAGUCACCAGAGUCUCUGCAUUCAAAGGUGGAAGAGGCAGUGGCGGUCCUGCAAGCCCACCAAGCCAAGGAAAGUGCUCCGAAAAGUGCUCCGCAGUCUCUGAUCUGACCCUCUUCAUUAAAUCUAGACAGGGGACCCCUUGUGCAGUGAAAUGCGCUGCACACUGUAAGUUUGUAUAGUUUGCACAGGACACACACACACUUCAUCUGUAUGUAUUCACGGGGGUUGAUUUCAUUUUUUUUGUGUCGUUGAAGUAAUAUUGUAACAUAUAAAUACAUUGAAUUACGCCUCUGCUUUGUAGGAGGGUACAUUGCGGUAAUUACAGAAAUUAAUUUUGUGGUUGUUGUUGUUUUUGCUUUUCUUUGUGCAUUAAAAAAAACAAAA